Messenger RNA from Osmerus eperlanus (European smelt), 1176 nucleotides. It is a transcript of the gene car15, whose product is annotated as carbonic anhydrase 15. The transcript has 9 exons. NCBI's taxonomy places the organism in Eukaryota, Metazoa, Chordata, Actinopteri, Osmeriformes, Osmeridae. The record is from RefSeq and is a predicted model, not a curated record. Gene Ontology annotation, cellular component: plasma membrane. Bases 188 to 1162 code for a protein of 324 amino acids. Gene Ontology annotation, molecular function: zinc ion binding; carbonate dehydratase activity. Gene Ontology annotation, biological process: one-carbon metabolic process.
UUAACAGCAAAGGGCACUAUAAUGACACACUCCACUGACCAGACGAGGGGUGGGGGUUCACUCACUAUUCCCCGCAAGUCCUGUUAAAAGGUUGGCAUGCGCAGAUCCCUAAGCACCGAGUUGGCUUCUCUCCUUGAAAAUACUUAAUUAGACAAAUAUUAGGUCUGUGUACCUCCAUCUAAACAGGAUGAUUUUUGCGACCACUUUCCUCCUGAUGUUUGUCAGUGGCUCAUACACGGAUGACUUCUGUCAUGAUGGUCAUUGCGAUGAUUUCUGUUAUGAGGAGAAUCAGUGUGACCCCUAUGCCUGGGGGGAAAUAUACUCUUCCUGCCACCCCUUGCUGGACGAGCACCACUCUCCCAUCAACCUGGAUCAUCACAUGACCAGAAACGACACUCUGGAGGCCCUACAGCUGGAAGGCUUCGACACUGUCCAAUCAGGACGGUGGAAACUGAAGAACAACGGACAUUCCAUUGUUCUGGAGGUGGGGACCGGGAUGUCGGUGAGCGGAGGAGGUCUGCCGGGGGUGUAUCACACCGUCCAGCUGCAUUUCCACUGGGGAAGCACCUCUUCCAACGGCUCGGAGCACACGGUGAACGGGCGCCGCUACCCCAUGGAGAUGCACAUCGUUAACAUGAAGUCGAUCCAUCCCAACCUCACAGCUGCCUUUGAUGACCCCACCGGCUUGGCAGUCCUGGGGUUCUUCAUUGAUGUUGUUUAUGCAGACCAUGUCCCAUUUAGUCAGAUAUCACAACUACUUUCUUUAGUUGCUUAUAAAGGGCAUACGGCAUCGGUCAAACCAUUCCCUCUGAUUGGCCUAUUACCUGAGAACAACAUGGGCCAGUACUACCGUUACCAUGGCAGCCUCACCACCCCUCCCUGUUACCCGGUGGUGGUAUGGUCCGUUUAUCAAGUUCCCAUCUCCUUAUCAUACUCUCAGGUCAGACAGUUUGCCUCUGGGAUAUUCUCCACAGAGGAAGACGCAGACCUUGUGAAAAACCUCCGAAACAACUUUCGACACGUCCAUCCGACCUUCAGUCGUCAAGUCUAUGCAUCCAAAGACGCCAAGCUACUCACUGCCGCAGCCCCCCCUCAUCUUCACCAACCAGCGCUGUCCAUUCUACUGCUUCAGCUUGCCUUGUUCAUCUGUAUCAUGUGUUGACUCCCGUUUGGUGU